UCAACGGGACGCGUUUGCUUUUUUGUCAUAAAAUCUCGACCUUUAAUUAGGGAAGGUAAUAGCGUCACAGUGCGUACGGCGGAAAACUGUACAUGUUGGCUAACCCAGUGGCCACAGCCGUGCACCAGUCGGUCGAACAGCAGGGAACAAGGCCACGACGGCGGUGGGUCGCCCCCCACAUCGGCUAGGUACGCCCGCCAGAACACACCACCCACCAUGGCGGAUCUUACGAGACCGCCCCUGUGUGACAUCAAGCGACCCGAGGAAGUGGUGAAAAUGUCGAUGACGGACAACCUCAAGUUCGCCGUCCUGAUCGGGCUGAUCGAGGUGGGCCAGGUGUCCAACCGGGAGGUGGUCAACACGGUACUGCAUCUGCUCGUGGGCGGCGAAUUCGACAUGGAGCUGAACUUCGUCGUGCAGGACGCCCAGAACGUGAAGCACAUGCUCGAACUGUUGGAUCACUGCCCGGCAAACCUGCAAGCGGAGGUGUGGAGCGUGUUCAUAGCGAUCCUGAAAAAGAGCGUACGCAACCUGCAGGCGUGCACCGAGAUCGGGCUGAUCGAGCAUGUGCUGGCACGGUUGCAGCAGGCGGAACCGAUCGUCGCCGAUCUGCUCAUCGAAAUGCUCGGCGUGCUCGCCAGCUACAGUAUUACGGUGAAGGAGCUAAAGCUACUGUUCGGUGCGAUGAAAGCGGUCAACGGGAAAUGGCCCCGCCAUUCGGCCAAACUGCUUAAUGUGCUGAAACAGAUGCCCCAUCGGAACGGGCCGGAUGUGUUUUUCAGCUUUCCCGGGCGCAAGGGUUCGGCUGUAGUGCUGCCACCGUUGGCGAAAUGGCCGUACGAGAACGGAUUUACCUUCAGCACCUGGUUCCGGUUGGAUCCGAUCAACUCCGUUAACAUCGAGCGUGAAAAGCCCUACCUGUACUGUUUUAAAACGUCCAAGGGAGUCGGAUACACGGCACACUUCGUGGGCAACUGCCUGGUACUGACGUCCAUGAAGGUGAAAGGCAAGGGUUUCCAGCACUGCGUCAAGUACGAGUUUCAGCCGCGCAAGUGGUACAUGAUUGCCAUUGUAUAUAUCUACAACCGGUGGACGAAGAGUGAGAUCAAGUGCCUGGUGAAUGGCCAGCUAGCGUCGAGCACGGAGAUGGCCUGGCUAGUGUCGACGAACGAUCCGUUCGACAAGUGCUACGUCGGUGCGACGCCGGAACUGGACGAGGAGCGUGUGUUCUGCGGACAGAUGGCCGCCAUCUAUCUCUUCUCCGAGGCGCUUACCACGCAGCAAAUCUGCGCAAUGCAUCGACUCGGCCCUGGCUACAAGUCCCAGUUCCGCUUCGACAAUGAGUGCUAUCUGAAUCUGCCGGACAACCACAAGCGGGUGAGUGAGGCGAAAGCCAUCAUUUCGUCGCUUUCUCCAACGCCACUGGCUCCGACCGAGUCCACUAUCCAUAGAAAUCUAGUUAGUGGCAGCACUGCUGCUGCUACUGCUGCUGCCGCUACUGCUGGUGCUACCGGUGCCGCCGCUGCCGACCACCAUCACCCGUCCUCGUUUUCCUCAUCCCCGAUUGCGGCUUCGGCCAGUUCCGGUGUUGCGCUUGCUUCCGCCGCCCCGGGUGGCGAACCGUUUGAUUUAGUAUCCGUGCUGUACGACGGGAAGUUGUCGAGUGCUAUCGUUUUUAUGUACAAUCCGGUCGCAACGGACGGCCAGCUGUGCUUACAAUCGGCUCCCAAGGGCAAUCUGUCGUACUUCGUACACACGCCGCACUCGCUUAUGCUGCAGGACGUAAAGGCUGUUGUGACCCAUUCCAUCCACUGUACGCUGAACUCGAUCGGCGGUAUACAGGUGCUGUUUCCACUAUUUUCGCAGCUCGACAUGCCUUACGAAGGCACCGACGUACGAAAGGAUCCAACACUGUGCGCCAAGCUGCUUGGUUUUAUAUGUGAGCUCGUCGAAAGUUCACAAACGGUACAGCAGCACAUGAUACAGAAUCGAGGAUUUCUGGUGAUAUCCUUUAUGCUGCAGCGUUCCUCCCGCGAUCACCUAUCGUUAGAUGUGCUGGGAUCGUUUCUGAGUCUCACCAAGUAUCUGGUGACUUGCCUGUCCGCCAACUCGGAUCUCUUGCUCAAACAGCUCUUCUGUUUCUCUUUCCUCACCUGGCAGCUGCUAGAUCACGUGCUGUUCAAUCCAUCGCUGUGGAUCUACACACCGGCGACGGUGCAGGCCCGCCUGUACGCGUACCUCGCGACCGAGUUUCUCAGCGACACGCAAAUCUACAGCAAUGUGCGGCGCGUCAGCACGGUCCUGCAGACGGUGCACACGCUCAAGUUUUACUACUGGGUGGUGAAUCCGCGUGCGAAGAGUGGCAUCACGCCGAAGGGACUGGAUGGGCCACGACCGGCCCAGAAGGACAUACUCGCGAUCCGUGCGUACAUCCUGCUGUUCCUCAAGCAGCUGAUCAUGAUCGGCAACGGGGUGAAGGAUGACGAGCUGCAAAGCAUCCUCAACUACCUGAUGACGAUGCACGAGGACGAAAAUCUGCACGACGUGCUGCAGAUGCUGAUCUCGCUCAUGUCGGAGCAUCCGAGCUCGAUGGUGCCGGCGUUCGAUGUGAAGCACGGUGUGCGCACGAUCUUCAAGCUGCUCGCCGCCGAAAGCCAGCUGAUCCGGCUGCAGGCACUGAAGCUGCUCGGGUUCUUCCUGUCGCGCAGCACGCACAAGUAUGGGCGAAAGUACGAUGUCAUGUCACCGCACAAUCUGUAUACGCUGCUCGCCGAACGGUUGUUGCUGUACGAGGAGUCCGUGUCCCUGCCGACGUACAAUGUGCUGUACGAGAUCAUGACCGAGCACAUCUCGCAGCAGAUCCUGUACGCAAAGCACCCGGAACCGGAAAGUCACUACCGGUUGGAAAAUCCGAUGAUACUGAAGGUGGUCGCCACGCUGAUCCGCCAGUCGAAACAGUCCGAGCAGCUGAUCGAGGUGAAGAAGCUGUUCCUGUCCGAUAUGACACUGUUGUGCAAUAACAAUCGCGAAAACCGGCGUACCGUCCUGCAGAUGAGCGUGUGGCAGGAGUGGCUGAUCGCGAUGGCGUACAUACACCCGAAAAAUUCCGAGGAACAGAAGCUGUCCGAUAUGGUGUACUCGCUGUUCCGGAUGCUGCUGCACCACGCGAUCAAGUACGAGUACGGUGGGUGGCGCGUGUGGGUCGAUACGCUCGCGAUCGUCCACUCGAAAGUGUCGUACGAAGAGUUUAAGCUACAGUUCGCCCAGAUGUACGAACACUACGAAAAGCAUCGGACGGAUAACAUUACCGAUCCGGCACUUCGCCAGCAGCGCCCUAUCAGCACGAUCAGCGGAUGGGAGCACGGUGCUAACGGUAGCAAUGGGACUGGCGGUGGUGGCGGAAAGGAGGGUGAGCUGGAUAUGCACGGCAAGUGUGUGAAGCAGCUGACGCCGGGUCCUGGUGUGUCGCCACCGGGUUGCGUCUGUGAGCCGGAAACGGGCGAAACGAUGAUCGAUACGAGCGUAAUGAUGGCGAAACAGCAAACGAUCGGUUUUCCAGGCUGUGCACCGACCGCUCCGGCAACCGGCGGGACAAACAAUAACGGAUACGCACGCGCCGGCGAAACGGAUUUAAUUGUCGAGGAGGAUGAGGAGGAACCGUCCCACCACCAUACCGCACAGCAUGCUGCAGCCGGUGACGAAGAUGCUGAAGAUGGGGUGGACGAGGAGGAGGAGGAGGAGGAAGACGAGGAAGAGGAAGAUGAAGAGCAGGAUGAGGAGGAAGGUGAUGGGAGGAGUGGGUUUGCGGUGGUGCAUCAACAACAUCAACCACACGGUGACGCAAGUCAUGCCACCGCGUCCGCUACCACCUCCGAAAGUGUGGUUAAAACAAUCGUUGAUGAAAUUAUCGAUAAAUCUGCCAAUAUGUUGGUAGAGAGUGAAGCUCGAGCUGGGGCCGAUGAACGCCACCCGAAGGAAGCACCAGCCGAACCGACAUCCUCACCGGUUAUUAAGGAUGAAGAGAUCGAGCUGGCCGUAAACGAGGUGGUCAAGAUGAACCAGAACGCGCUGAAACCGGUUGAAGGAGAAGAGGUGGGCGGGGAGGGCAGCGGUUCGGCUGUUGAUAGCGCCAACAAUAAUCAGCAAAUGGUGGACGAUCCGUCGACGCGUGGUAGCGUGGAGCCGGUCGGCAGUACACCGUCGGAGUCAUCCACCGUCAGCAGUUCACCGUCGGUUGCAUGUGCCAGUGAUAGGUCAAAUGAUAGAACCGUACCGAUGUCCCCGGUACUGCAGAACGAGCCAGACGCACAGAAGGUGGCCGCUGCCGUCGGUAGCAUCGUGGACGAGCUGGUCGAUCGGUGCUUCCCGGCGACCGAAGAGGAAGCUGAGCAGACCGCUAGCCCCGAGCGCAUAGCGUCCGAGAUGCAGCAGGUCGUCGACUCGAUCAUAACGGAUGCGGUCGAGAAGGUGGAGAAGGGUACGGUAGGUGAGCGGCAGGAGGAAGCGACUGAUGAACGGCAGGAAGGUGGCAGUGGUAGUGUGCAUCAUCACCACCACCACCAUCAUCAUCAGCGUCAACAUCCGCACCACCAUCAUCCGCAUCAUCAUCAUCAUCAUCCGCAUCAUCUGCACGGUCACGAGGGUGAUGAACAUCAGCGAAUUUCGGUUGUGUCAGACGCGAUGGAAGGUAUGGCAAUCAAUGACAAGCAGCAGCAGCAACGCACUGGUGGUAGUUUGAUCGAGGAAGAGGAAGAUGAAGUGGAGGAAGAAGAGGAAGAGGAGGAGGAGGUGGAGGAGGAAGAGGAGGAAGAGGAGGAAGAUGAUGGUGAGGUGUUGGUGGCCGAAACGGAGGAACCGCACGCGGAUCCGGCCGAUGGUGAUGCGCGUAUCGGCACCGGCACCGAUACCGGUGUUAGUGCCGUCAGUAUCAAACAGAGCAAUAGCAAUAAUAGUACCGCGCCAUCGAAACGUGCCGUUAGUGUGUCCACCAACACGCAGCAGUAUCUCGAUGCACAAACCCAACCAGGUCAGCAAAACCAGCAGCAACAGCCGGCCGCCGCCACCGCUACACCCUCCGUACAAUCGAUGAGCUAUGAGGGUGGUGGCGGUGCUACCGGCGGCGGUGGUGGUAGCAAGCGUUCCAAGUCUGCCUCGACCCGGCCAAUGUUUUCGCCCGGUCCGACCCGGCCACCGUUCCGCAUACCGGAGUUUAAGUGGUCCUACAUCCACCAGCGCCUUCUGUCCGACGUGCUGUUUUCGCUCGAAACCGACAUCCAAGUGUGGCGCAGUCACUCGACCAAGAGCGUCCUGGACUUUGUCAACUCGGCGGAAAAUGCCAUCUUCGUCGUGAACACGGUACACCUCAUCUCCCAGCUUGCCGACAAUCUGAUCAUUGCGUGCGGUGGAUUGCUUCCACUGCUGGCCAGUGCCACCUCGCCCAACUCCGAGCUGGACGUGCUCGAACCGACCCAGGGCAUGCCGCUCGAUGUGGCCGUCUCCUUCCUGCAGCGGCUCGUCAACAUGGCGGACGUGCUGAUUUUUGCCAGCUCGCUAAACUUCAGCGAACUCGAGGCGGAGAAAAACAUGUCGUCGGGCGGUAUACUGCGCCAGUGUUUGCGGCUGGUGUGUACCUGCGCGGUGCGCAACUGUCUCGAGUGUAAGGAGCGUACGCGCGGACUGUACAACGGCAUGUCCCUGAAGGAUAUUCCCGGCGGUGUGCAUCUGCAGGCACUGAUCCGCGGUGCACAGUCCACGUCGAAGACGAUCAUCGAGUCGCUGUCCGGGCCGAUGAGCCCGGUGAAGGAUCCGGAAAAGCUCCUGCAGGACAUGGACAUCAAUCGGCUGCGGGCAGUCAUCUAUCGCGAUGUGAAACGACUCUUUCAGGAGGAAACGAAGCAGGCACAGUUCCUGUCCCUCGCCAUCGUCUACUUCAUCUCGGUGCUGAUGGUGUCGAAGUACCGCGACAUACUGGAACCGCCGGUUGAGCUGCAGAUACACCGCAACUCGUCGCCCGUCAUACAUCGGUCGACGCCCACACAGGAGUCGAGCAAUCGGCCACUGUUUCCGCAAUGGUCGCACCACGUCUACCCACAGUUCCUGCCCGGUUCCCAUCCGAACCACCAACCGACGAUCGUGCACGGCAGCAGCAACACGAUCACGUCCUCCUCGUCGCAAACCAUCUCAUCCUCGUCCGGUUCGUCGUCGACCGGCGGAUGUGGCGGUGGCAACCUGCUCAACAACAACAACACGAACCUGAUCAACAACAACAAUCCGGCCGGUAUGAACCAUAAAGAUGUCGUCGGUAAUGUGGUGAUCGGUGGGGCUGCUGUAAACGGUGGCACAAUGCCAAUGUACUACGGCCAUGCCGGUGCCGGCGUUGGGCCGAACGUCGCCACCGCCACCACCAACAACGCGCUUAACAACAACAACAACCAGGGAUUCGGUGCCGGCGGUCCCGGCAGCUGUAUCUUCACCAGCGAGGUGCUCAACUGCUACUCCCCGGCAGCCGCUGCCGCCAUCGUCGGUGGCCAUCUUCAGCAGCACCAUGCGCACCAACAGCCGGUAUCGCAACAGCAGCAGCAGCAGCAACAGUUCACGCAACAACAACAGCAACACGGCCUGAACAACAACUCACUAACGGCGCUGAUGGGUGCGGGCGGCGCACCGAAUGCAUACGGUCCGGGCGGAACACCGGUCGGGGGUGGUGUUGUUGGUGGGCUUGCCCAGCAGCAACACAUGCGAGGACGAGCAACGGCAACAACAGCAACUUCCGGUCUGCACAAUGGCGUCGUCGGCCAUACCGUCGGUGGCAAGCUAUCGAAAGGAACCCAAUCGAUGCAAGAUGGCGAUUAUGAGGUGAUCGUGGUGGAUGAAAACAACUCCUCCGUCAUAGCGGACAAUGAUUCACAUUCGAGCGGACCAUUGUCGAUCAAGGCCGUCACCUCUGCAAGCAACUCGCGCCGUACAUCGUCGGCCAAACAGCUGGACCACCCGGUACCGUCGUCCGCCGGUUUGGCCAGCACCGGUGACCUUCGGCUGCAGUCCUGCUACCAGCAGCCAAUGCUUACGGCCGGUCCGCCAACGACUGCUGCCACCGUAACACCGACCACGACCGCUACCAUUGCCGUGAACGAGCGUCCGGACGUUGUCCAACGAGGGUUGCCCCCGGGAGGCCAGCCGAAGAGUGUGGACUCCGAUGGUGGUUCGCUCAAUCUGAACUCGACCGAGAAUGAUCCACAGGAGGUGGAAACUUCGAGCGAGAUAAUGCCGGACGACCACAAGCCGACCAACUCUAACGACGAAAGCUGGACGGACGUGAAUCUGAACGACGAUGGUGCGAGUGAACUGAAACCAGCGCAGCGUGCCGAUGGUAGUACGGUCGGUGUUGGUAGCAUGCCGGGCAGCAACGGUAGUGGUGCCGGCGGUGAUCGGCUCGGUCCAAUGGCGGGUACGCUCGGUGGGGGCCGUAUGGAUACCGUUGGUGGAACGGGCGUCGAUUUGGGUGGCGGUGGUGCCGGUGGCGUUAAGUUAGAGUCUGACAUUGCGGUAGUCCGCGUACCGGACGGGUACGGUGGUCAGGUGGUACCGAGCGGUGGUUCGGUACGUGGCCGACCGGAAGACCUAAACCUGAAGGCACCGUUCGUCAGCCAGUUGCCGUUGGCAUUACCGUCCCGUGAGGCCAGCCUUACGCAGAAGCUGGAGAUUGCGCUCGGCCCGGUCUGUCCACUGUUGCGCGAAAUUAUGGUUGAUUUUGCACCGUUCCUGUCGAAAACGUUGGUCGGUUCGCACGGUCAGGAGCUGCUGAUGGAGGGCAAAGGAUUGACGACGUUCAAGAACAGUCACUCGGUGGUGGAGUUGGUGAUGUUGCUGUGCUCGCAGGAGUGGCAGAACAGCUUGCAAAAGCACGCCGGCCUUGCAUUCAUCGAGCUAAUCAAUGAGGGUAGACUGUUGUCGCACGCGAUGAAGGAUCACAUCGUGCGGGUAGCGAACGAGGCCGAAUUCAUACUGAACCGGAUGCGGGCGGACGAUGUGCUGAAGCAUGCCGACUUUGAGUCGCAGUGUGCCCAGACGCUGCUGGAACGGCGCGAGGAGGAACGGAUGUGCGACCAUCUCAUUACUGCAGCCCGGCGACGGGAUAACGUGAUCGCGAGCCGACUGCUGGAGAAGGUACGCAACAUCAUGGGCAAUCGGCACGGUGCGUGGGGCGAUAUGAACGCAAACUAUCAGAAGCAAAUCUUCUGGAAGCUGGACGCGUGGGAAGAUGAUGCGAGACGCCGGAAGCGUAUGGUUCAGAAUCCGCGCGGUUCCAGCCACCCGCAGGCAACACUGAAGGCAUCGCUUGAAAACGGUACCGCAGCGUCUGCUUCGACGGCAACAGCCGCUGGAACGGCACCGGUAGGAGCGGACGAGGCUGCGGUAGGCGCAGACACGGCAGCCCCCGGUGCACGGCCGGCCGGUGUUGCACGGGACGAAAUCUACUCACAGAUCGCCGUCCCGCGGUCACAGCAGCCCGACCUGCUGGACGAUUCGGAGCUGUUGAUAGAGGACCGGGAGCUGGAUCUCGACCUGACCGGACCGGUAAACAUCAGCACGAAGGCGAAACUGAUAGCGCCCGGGCUGGUGGCACCCGGCACCAUGUCAAUUACCUCCACCGAGAUGUACUUCGAGGUGGACGAAGAGAACGGCGAGUUCCAGCAGAUCGACCAGGAGGUGCUGAAGUACUGUGACCACCUGCACGGCAAGUGGUACUUUUCGGAAAUUCGUGCCAUCUUCUCCCGCCGCUAUCUGCUGCAGAAUGUAGCGUUGGAAAUCUUUCUCGCCAGCCGCACCUCGAUACUGUUCGCCUUUCCGGACCAGCACACGGUGAAAAAGGUGAUUAAAGCGCUGCCCAGGGUUGGGGUCGGCAUCAAGUACGGCAUACCGCAGACACGCCGCGCCUCGAUGAUGUCACCGCGGCAGCUGAUGCGCAACUCCAACAUGACGCAGAAGUGGCAGCGGCGCGAAAUCUCCAACUUUGAGUAUCUAAUGUUUCUGAACACGAUCGCCGGCCGCACGUACAACGAUCUCAACCAGUACCCGGUGUUCCCGUGGGUCAUCACCAACUAUGAGUCGCGCGAGCUCGACCUCAGCCAACCGUCAAACUAUCGCGAUCUCUCCAAACCGAUCGGUGCGCUAAAUCCGAGCCGGCGCGAAUACUUCGAGGAGCGGUACGAAACGUGGGACACACCCGGCAUUCCACCGUUCCACUAUGGCACCCACUACUCGACGGCCGCCUUCGUGCUGAACUGGUUGAUACGCAUCGAGCCGUUCACGACGAUGUUUCUCGCGCUGCAGGGCGGCAAGUUUGAUCAUCCGGAUCGGCUGUUUUCGUCCGUGGCACUGUCGUGGAAAAACUGCCAGCGUGAUACCUCCGACGUGAAGGAGCUCAUACCCGAAUGGUACUUCCUGCCGGAGAUGUUCUACAAUGCGUCCGACUAUCGGUUGGGCCAGCGGGACGAUGGCAGUACCGUUGGGGACGUUGAUCUACCACCGUGGGCGAAAACGCCCGAAGAGUUUGUGCGCAUCAACCGAAUGGCGCUCGAGUCAGAGUUUGUCUCCUGUCAGCUACACCAGUGGAUCGAUCUGAUCUUCGGCUACAAACAACGCGGACCGGAAGCGAUGCGUGCCACGAACGUGUUUUACUACCUCACGUACGAAGGUAGUGUCGAUCUGGACACGAUCGGCGAUCCGGUGACGCGCGAUGCGAUCGAGAAUCAGAUACGAAACUUUGGCCAAACUCCAAGCCUGCUGCUCAUGGAACCGCAUCCACCACGGUCGUCGGCGAUGCAUCUCUCACCGAUGAUGUUCAACACGAUGCCGGAUGACGUGUGCAUGUCGCUCAAGUUCCAUCUCAACUCGCCGAUCAUACACAUCUCGGCCAACACGUAUCCGCAACUACCGUUACCAUCGGUUGUAACCGUUACCGCCGGCCAUCAGUUUGCGGUGAAUCGCUGGAACUGUCAGUACACGGCCAGCAUCCAGAGCCCAAGCUACGCUGAGUCGACGCAAAACAUGAACGCCAAUCUACCGCUCACGAUGGAUCCGUUGUUGUCACAAAUUAAUGGACACAACAGCAGUAAUCAGCAGAACCGGCGCCAUCUCGGGGACAACUUCAGCCAGAAGCUGCAGAUCAAGUCCAACUGUUACGUUACCACGGUGGACAGCCGGUUCCUGAUUGCGUGCGGCUUCUGGGACAACAGUUUCCGCGUGUUUUCCACCGAAACGGCUAAGAUUGUGCAGAUCAUCUUCGGACAUUUCGGGGUGGUAACGUGUUUGUCCCGGUCCGAGUGUAACAUCACGUCCGAUUGCUAUAUCGCGUCCGGUUCGGCCGACUGCACGAUACUGUUGUGGCACUGGAACGCACGCACACAGUCAAUCGUUGGUGAGGGAGAGAUACCAACCCCGCGUGCUACGCUCACGGGACAUGAAACGGCCGUCACAUCGGUGGUCAUCAGUGCCGAGCUUGGACUGGUUGUGUCUGGUUCGAUAAACGGACCAGUGCUGGUACAUACCACGUUCGGUGAUCUACUGCGUUCGCUGGAAGCACCGAAAGAUUUCAUCUCACCCGAAAACAUAACACUCUCGCGCGAAGGUUUCAUCGUGGUGAACUACGACGAAGGCAGCGUCGCUGCGUACACCAUCAACGGGAAGCUGCUGCGGUACGAGUCGCACAACGAUAACCUACAAUGUAUGCUGCUUUCGCGCGAUGGCGAAUAUUUGAUGACGGCCGGUAACAAGGGUAUCGUGGAGGUGUGGCGAACGUUCAACCUCGCACCGUUGUACGCGUUCCCGGCCUGCAACAGUGGCAUACGUUCGCUGGCCCUCACGCACGAUCAGAAAUAUUUGCUAGCCGGACUGGCAACCGGAUCGAUCAUCGUGUUUCACAUCGAUUUUAACCGCUGGCACCAUGAGUAUCAGCAGCGUUACUGAAGACCCAACCGACCGGCACCGAAACGGAACGCACUAGUCAAAGCGGACGAAAGCUGGCAAAAGCGACGACGACGGCGUAACAGUGCAGGAAACCAAUCAGGCACUCCUGACCACAUACACACCCACAACAUAAACACACUAUCUCUCUCUAUCUCUCGCUCGUUCGCUGAGCCUUGUAAGCGUUAUUCAACGUACUGUGUUAUGCAGCCGGGUUUAGGAGUGCACCCCAACCAGCAAUCAACCAACCAACCGGAAAGAGUUACAAGUAGUCAAAACUGCGCACCCCCAACACAACUCGUAGAAAUUGCCAAAACUCAAUUAAAUUGCAACCUAAUCGCGAAAUACGGUUUUAGAUAUAUACAUAUAGACAACCAGGGACAGAACGAUAGAAUUUGUGAUGUGCGGUAAACGAUGCUGCUGCGUACUUAACUACUUUAUAUCAAAACCUAGUGUACCAGAAUCCAUCUCGCCUACCGAAGCAGUAACAUUCCAAUGGUCUGCCAUGGGACACCGACACAUGCGCGUAACGGGGGCUGCUAAUCCCACCCCCCCACUCUCGCUUCCGAUUUGGCCUAAGACCAACAGCCACCCCCCCACCCCCCCUCAAACGCCCUUCCAGUUCAUGGUUUUUAUUGCAUUGCAUUACCUAGAUGGAUACAAGUAGGCGUCGUCCGUUGCCGCGAGUAAGCUAAUCUGCAACGGAUGUUGCAUUUUAAAUGAAAACACACACACACAGUAACAAUUUAGCUAGCCUUUAAUGGAUUUGCAUUUAAAUCCCGAUCAGAGUCAGAGUUCAGUCGGCUAAAUGGCAAGUAAGAGCAGCUAUCGGGGUUUUUUUUUUAAAUUCGUUGACAAGAUACCAGUUGGAUGAUGAUAGGUGUGGUGCUAGAACAGGGCAAUCUAUUAUUAUACUGUUUUGGACUGUACUUAUAGUACUGGAUUAAUUUUACCAAUUUUUUUGUACCUAUUGACGAAACCAACACCAGCCUCUAAUGCGCACGCAGACUCGUGAUGGAACGUUAAGCGAUAAGUGGCUGAUGUCCUCUAAGUGUAGUGUACAUCCUAAGGGCACCAUCCUGUUUGUUCCCGUUGGCGGUGUGUGUGUGUGUGUGGUUGUACUUUGAACAUUCCUUUACAUCGCCCACACCUUUUGUUCUCAUUACCGUGAUAAUGUAAGUGUAGGAUUAUAUGUGUUUUAUACCAUUCGUUUGUUGCAAAAGUAAUUAGCAUAUACACACACACAUACAUACACGAGGCUGGUAUUACUGGUAUUGGUUUUUUUUGGGGGCCUGGGUUUUAGCUGUUAGCCGUUAGCCGACUUUGCUGUAGCACGUGGCAAGAGGAGCAGGAAGACAGGAAGGAAAUGCAGAAAAGGGAUAAAGGGAGAGAGAGACGAAAAAAAAACAACAGAACGCAAUAACAUAGUUGUAACCAUUAUCGAUUAACUACCUUAGACUACACACAACCACACACACACACAAGCUGACCCACAUACAUAUAACGCAAUGUUCAUUGAAAGUACAUGAAUGCCAAAUUGUAAAGAUUUUAAUAACAGCCUUUUAAAACAAAAUCGAAUAUAAAGCAAAACAAAACAAAAAAGUAUAUAUAUAUAUAUAUUGAGCUAAAGGGAAGUGUUUGCUACCGUAUGUGUGUGUGUGUGUGGAUAGGGAAUGAGGGCGAAUGUUAAAAUCAAGUGGUUAAAACGACGACGACACACACACACACACCCACUCGCUGCAUUUACAUUAAACGGACGCAAGAGUGAGAGGAUUGCAAGGAUAGUAACAGAACUCCACACACACGUACACACGUGUCACAGGUGUGUUUGUGUGCACAGGGGAAGAAGAACAACAAAAACAACUGCUGCAACAUUCCAUUGGUGUAGACAAGCAAUCGAAACUGCACAUUGCAUUGCAUUCAUUAAGCGUAAUUAGUGGAAAGAGUCAGUAGUAGCAUAACUGGGAGAAGAAAAACAAAAUAGACCAGCCGUCAAACGAUGGGACAGAAGAGGGAAAAGAGAUGAAGGGAGGGAAAGAAGCCGACUAAGAGAAGAAGAAAAAAAAGUUAAAAGACAGAUGUGUGUUAGAGAGAGAGAGAGAGAGAGGGAGAGAUGAUAUGCAAACAUUCUGAGGUUAUCCGUCCGCGAAUAUUUACAUUUAGCCAUUACAAAAUACAGAAGGAUUAAACGAAUGAAGUAGCGAGAACGAGCGAAGGAGCAAAAAAGAAAAACACACAUGAGUAAAGAAACCAAAGCUGAUGAACGUAAGCAUUAUAAACUAUGAUGAAAACAAAACCCCAACUACUACUACACACAACAGCGCACGCACACGCACAUAGUCCUACCCCCAAAACAAUUUUGGUCCGUAUUUGUGCGCGUUUGGUGGCAAUUGCAAUUAAUCAGCCGGAAUAAUCAUCCACGCAGUACCGUACUUUCGCUAACUCGUCGUGGGUUUUUUGUGUAUUAGAUUUUAAUCAGUCUUGCGGCGACACCCACGGUUUUUUAAUUUUUUUUGUUAUCAGUAGUAUAACAACGUUAAAAGAACAAAAAAAAAUGAAAACUAAGCAAGUAAAGUAAAUUUCAAACGAGACCGCAAAAUUGCCACUGAACACAUGAUUAAAUCGCAAAAGUGAAGAAGGAUAUGAGCGGCGGUCAAUGUGCAACACACACACAAAAAAAAACAACCGAAUAGAGAGACAGAAACAGAGAGAGAGAGAGAGAGAGAUGAAUGAAAACAAGAAGAGAGAGGAAAAAACAUGCAACUAACGCAAAAACCUUAUUUCACGUGCCAAAAUAAUAUUAAAUAGAACAAUAUUAAAAGAAGAAAAACAAACAAUACAAGUGAAAGUUUUGAGGUGCGCGCGCGCGUGUGUGUGUGUAUACGCGAUCAUGCUCUCACAGAUACAUUAACAAACAAAACAAAAAAAAACGCUAGUAAACAGCAGCUCUAAUGCAUAAGAGGGAGACAGAGACAGAGAAGAAACAAAACGCAAACCAGAGGAAAACAGAAAUAUACAAUUAAUUACAAAAAGAAAAUGCGCGAAAAAUGAAACAAACAAAAACAUAGAGGAGAAAAAUGGAAAGCAAAACCACAACAAAACGCAAAGCAAAAAAAACACAUAAUGUGAAAACGCAAGAAGAGAAGCGAAGAAGCAAAAAACAAAAAUCCUGCCUAAAUGUGCUCGUGUAGUGUUUAAAUAACAAGAAGAAAACGGAGAACGGAUGAAGAAGAAGGAAAAAUAAGUACUUAGAGGAAAAACCAAAAUGCAAAACAAAACAAAACAAGGACACACACACACACACAAGUUUGAUAACGCUUAAAACAGCAAAAUAUUAAUUAAAACGUCUCUUUACAGCUACCGAAUAGGGAAGAGAUCGGAACGCUGUGGGUAAUGUGCGCAUAGAACACAGAUGAAACAAAAGAGGAUAUGAUGGGAGAAAAACAAGGGGGAAAUGGAAAACUGUAAAAGCGGGCAAAAAUACGGCUUGUACCAAACAAAGUAACAAGAAGAAGAAG
Molecule: messenger RNA, 14483 nt
Organism: Anopheles stephensi (Asian malaria mosquito)
Lineage: Eukaryota; Metazoa; Arthropoda; Insecta; Diptera; Culicidae
Gene: rg
Product: neurobeachin
Exons: 24
Coding region: 217-10968 (3583 amino acids)
Biological process (GO): intracellular protein localization
Cellular component (GO): cytosol; membrane
Molecular function (GO): protein kinase binding
Source: RefSeq, a predicted model, not a curated record